Messenger RNA from Xenopus laevis (African clawed frog), 3432 nucleotides. RefSeq names its product Cbl proto-oncogene B, E3 ubiquitin protein ligase S homeolog (gene cblb.S). Lineage: Eukaryota; Metazoa; Chordata; Amphibia; Anura; Pipidae. Gene Ontology annotation, molecular function: ubiquitin protein ligase activity; calcium ion binding; metal ion binding. The record is from RefSeq and is marked provisional. Gene Ontology annotation, cellular component: membrane raft; cytoplasm; plasma membrane. Gene Ontology annotation, biological process: signal transduction; protein ubiquitination; cell surface receptor signaling pathway.
GGGGCGUUCAGGCAGCAUAUUGGUGUUUCCUUGUCCCGCGGGUGCUGUGGAGACUCUAUUAUAUGUCUUUAGUGGCCUUUGCUAAAGGUUUCCCUGCGGCUGCCGCUUCCACACUUUUCCUCCGCUCCCUCGUCCCUAAGCCAUGGCCAGCAGCAGCAGCAGCAGUAGUAACAGUAGUACGAGCAGCAGCGCUCUAAGCGGGCGUCUCCCGGGGGCCCGCAGCGCUAACCCACGAAAGGCCCGUAUACUGGGCUUGUUCGAUGCCAUCCAGGAUGCCGUGGGACCCCCGAAACAGGCAGCGGCCGACAGGAGGACCGUGGAGAAGACCUGGAAACUGAUGGACAAAGUGGUAAGAUUGUGCCAGAACCCAAAGCUACAGUUGAAGAACAGCCCACCUUACAUACUUGAUAUUUUACCCGACACAUAUCAACAUUUACGACUGAUUCUUAGCAAAUACGACGACAACCAAAAACUGGCACAGCUGAGUGAAAAUGAGUACUUUAAAAUCUACAUUGACAGCCUAAUGAAGAAAUCCAAGCGGGCUAUACGACUCUUCAAAGAAGGGAAAGAGAGAAUGUACGAGGAGCAGUCACAGGAAAGGCGAAAUCUUACCAAACUUUCCCUAAUAUUUAGCCACAUGUUGGCAGAAAUAAAGGCAAUCUUCCCAAGUGGCCAGUUUCAAGGUGAUACUUUCCGUAUCACAAAAGCUGAUGCUGCGGAAUUCUGGAGGAAAUUCUUCGGAGAGAGAACUAUAGUUCCAUGGAAAAUAUUCAGACAGUGCCUUCAUGAAGUUCAGCAGAUUAGCUCUGGUUUGGAAGCUAUGGCUCUUAAAUCUACAAUCGAUUUAACAUGUAAUGAUUAUAUUUCUGUGUUUGAAUUUGAUAUCUUUGCAAGACUAUUUCAGCCAUGGAGCUCCAUUUUAAGGAAUUGGAACUUUUUAGCGGUUACCCAUCCUGGAUAUAUGGCAUUCCUCACAUACGAUGAAGUAAAGGCCCGCUUACAGAAAUAUAGCCUUAAACAUGGGAGUUACAUUUUCCGGCUGAGUUGCACAAGACUUGGGCAGUGGGCAAUUGGCUAUGUAACUGCUGGUGGGAACAUCUUGCAAACAAUACCUCAUAAUAAACCAUUGUUUCAAGCUCUGAUUGAUGGCAGUCGAGAGGGAUUCUACCUCUAUCCUGAUGGAAGAAGUUAUAAUCCUGAUUUGACUGAUCUGUGCGAACCUACUCCACACGAUCAUAUAAAAGUUACACAGGAACAAUAUGAAUUGUAUUGUGAAAUGGGCUCAACGUUUCAGCUGUGCAAAAUUUGUGCAGAAAAUGACAAGGAUGUAAAGAUUGAGCCUUGUGGACACUUGAUGUGUACUUCCUGUUUAACAUCAUGGCAGGAGUCUGAUGGCCAGGGCUGUCCUUUUUGUCGCUGUGAGAUUAAAGGUACAGAGCCAAUAAUAGUUGAUCCUUUCGACCCAAGAGAUGAAAACAGGUGUUGCAGUUUUAAUGACAGUUUGUGUACUCCUAUGUUUGACUUUGAUGAUGAUGAUUUGAGAGAAGAAUGCUUGAUAAUGAAUCGACUAGCUUCUCUGAGAAAGAUGAAUGAACGACAGAACUCACCAGUGACGUCACCAGGGUCUUCUCCACUCUUACAGAGGAGAAAAACACCUCCUGAUCCAGUGCAGAUACCCCAUCUUAAUCUUCCUCCAGUGCCUCCACGAUUGGAUUUGAUUCAGAGGGGGUUAGCUCGCUCACCUUGUGCCAGUCCGACUGGGUCACCAAAGUCAUCUCCAUGUAUGGCCCGAAAACAAGAUAAACCACUUCCAGCACCACCACCUCCAUUAAGGGAGCCUCCUCCACCCCCAGAAAGACCACCCCCAAUUCCACCUGACAGCAGGACAUGUAGACAUUUACAUCAUGCAGAGAAUGUGCCUUGUAGAGACCAGUCUACACCAAAUGAAGCCUGGUGCACAAGAGACCUUUCUGGUGGCAACCAGCCUAGUGUAUGUCGUGUAACACAUGAUGGUUCACCAAAACUUGGUGUAUCUAGCUCAGUCUUAAAUGGAAGGCACAGUCGUGUGAGUACUGAAGCUGGAUUUAUGCGUCAUAAGCAUCAUAAACGUCGUGAAUCACCGCUAGAAACUCAUAGGGUUUAUAAUGGUCUUUCAGGAAAUGAAGAAUACGAUGUGCCACCCCGGCUUUCACCUCCUCCUCCAACAAUCACUAUCCAUCCUACUGUUAUAUGUCCUUUGUUAGCAAAUUCUGCAUCAGACAAAGUGAGAAAUUCUGCAGAAGAAGAUGACAGUGAAUAUAAAAUCCCCUCAUCUCAUCCUGUGUCCUCUCGGCUGCCUCUUCACUGCCAUAGUAUUAAACAUUUUCCAAGACUCUGUGAGAAUGGACAGUGUUUGUCAAAUGGGGCACACAAUGGCAUAUCUGAAAUAAAAAACUGAAACCACCAGAUCAAGGUGAUGUCAUUGCCACUGUACCAGUCCCUUUGCCUCCAACACGAACUUCGGCGAGAGAAAACCACCCACAUGGUUCUUCUCUUACCAGGACUCCAUCUGAUUAUGAUCUUCUGGUUCCCCAUCCAGAUCCCUGUCCAGAAGCCCCGUUGCCACCAGCCAGACGAGGACCAGGGGAAGUCACAUCGAACAGACUUUCCCAAGAGUAUGAUCAGCUUCCAUCAUGUCCAGAUUGCCCCCAGGCACCAGCGAGACCCCCCAAGCCAGUCCCCCGCAGGACUGCACCAGAAAUACACCACCGGAGACAUUACAAUUGUGACUCAUUAGCUGAAAACUUAGAUGCCAAAAUUGCUAAAUUAAUGGGUGAGGGGUUUCCAUUUGAAGAAGUCAAAAGGGCUUUGGAAAUUGCUCAGAAUAACGUAGAUGUGGCACGAAGUAUACUAAGAGAAUUUGCCUUCCCUCCUCCUGUCUGCCCUCGUCUACACCUAUAGGAAUAUUGCCCAUAACUCUGACUUAACUGCAAAAAGCAGAGAAGAAGAAUGGAUUUCAUUUCUCUUGUCACAAUCAUUCCAGCAUUUUGUCAAAACUAUGGCAGUGCUUAAAAGCUUGAAUGCUAUCUUAGCUGGCCAUGUGUCGGAAAUUGGAAAAGAAAAUCCAUGAUGUUUGCCAUUUAGGAGAAUGUUUACCCCCUUAAAGUAAAUCUGUGAAUUUUUUUAGUCUGUUUAAAAGCUGGUAAGUUUCAUAGUUUGCUUCUUUUAAUGUUAUUUUGACAGCACUUUCUGACCUCAUUGCAUUCUUGGAAAAUGCCUUUUUGUUUUCCCUUUUCUUUUAAUGUUGUGUUAUUUUAAUUUAUCCAAAACUGCAAGUGGCCUUCACUACUGACAUUCUGAGAGUAAUUUUGUAUUAUGGGUGAAUUAUUUGAAUGUAUAAUGAAUACAAAUUGUGUGACUAGGAUGCCUUUAUAAAAGUAUUUUGAUACAGUU